Molecule: messenger RNA, 2080 nt
Organism: Durotheca rogersii
Lineage: Eukaryota; Fungi; Ascomycota; Sordariomycetes; Xylariales; Xylariaceae
Product: gamma-glutamyl phosphate reductase
Exons: 2
Coding region: 401-1750 (449 amino acids)
Molecular function (GO): glutamate-5-semialdehyde dehydrogenase (NADP+) activity; NADP binding
Source: RefSeq, a predicted model, not a curated record
GCACAUCCGAAAGACUUCCAUCGGUAUUCGGAAGUCGUCUCCCGCUGUGGCUGGCCUGGAGCGAUUAGCCCUAGGUACGAGGCCGGGAGGUACCUAACCUACCUAAGGUACCUCCCCCUUAUGAGUAAAGCCACCGAGCAGGUGGUGAGUGGAGGCAGAAUACGGGCAAGAUUUGACACGCCCCCGCCGUCUUCGAUAGGUACCUACCUCUACCCAGUAGAUAAAUGCAGGCCUCUCUUAGAAGGCCCAGAGCGGUAUACUGAGCACCUAUGCUAGGUGGCGCAGGUACCUAGCCUGCCUGGAUUCGGGGCUGCCCAUGCGCUAACAUCGCUAUUUGCCUACGUACCUAGGUAUCUGGAGACAGACCUUGACACAUCAGAGAACGGUAUACUGGCAAAUCAUGUCUUUGACGAGUGCGUCGCCUUUAGAAGCUGCGAAGGCAGCCAAACAGGCAUCUCACGUCCUCGCUACCCUGCCCGUGUCUGCCAGAAACGAUGCCUUAACCGCCGUCCACGCCGCCCUGGCCGCGGCCAAGGACGAGAUCCUCUCGGCGAACGCCCGUGAUCUCGAAGCGGCACGCCUGGCCGCUGAGCACGGCGAACUCAGCCAGAGUUUGGUGUCUAGGCUGGACCUCGGCAAGAAAGGGAAAUGGGAGGAUAUGUUGAAAGGAAUACUGGAUGUUCGAGAUCUCGAGGAUCCCGUGGGCAAAAUCACGCUGAGGACAAAGCUGGACGACGGGCUUGAGUUGACAAGGGUCACCUGCCCCAUCGGUGUGCUCCUCAUCAUCUUUGAGGCUCGCCCCGAGGUCAUUGCCAACAUCGCCUCUCUCGCAGUCAAGUCAGGCAAUGCUGCUAUCCUAAAGGGCGGCAAGGAGUCAACCGAAUCUUUCAUCGCCAUCUCCAAGGUCAUAUCCGCAGCUCUGGCCGCCACUGAUGUUCCCAACGGUGCUAUCCAGCUCGUCACCACCAGAGACGUGAUACCGCAGCUGCUGGAUUUGGACCAAUAUAUCGACCUGGUGAUCCCACGGGGUUCUAACGAGCUCGUCCGAUAUAUCAAGUCGUCCACCAAGAUUCCCGUACUCGGCCACGCGGACGGCCUGUGCUCGAUAUUCCUCGAGCAGUCGGCGGAUCCCCAGAUGGCAGCCGACGUAAUAGUCGACUCCAAAACCAGUUAUCCGGCCGCGUGCAAUAGCCUAGAGACGCUACUAGUCCAGGAGGCUGCCCUGGACGCCCUUCUCCCGCCUGUAGCGCAGGCGCUGAUAGCAAAAGGGGUUGUUCUUCGGUGCGACUCCCGGGUUAAAGCGGCGCUCGCCGGCAGGCUGUCUCCCGAGCUUGCCGCGAAACUUGAAAACGCCAGCGACGCCGACUUCGAUACCGAGUUCCUCAGUCUCACGCUGGCCGUCAAGGCGGUCUCGAAUAUCCACGAAGCCAUCGGCCACAUCAACACCCACGGCUCCAAGCACACAGACGCGAUCUUGACCCAGUCUUCCGAACUUGCCGAACUGUUCAUGUCUAGCGUGGACGCGGCAGGCGUGUACUGGAACGCCUCGACCCGCUUCGCCGAUGGUAUGAGGUACGGGUUCGGCACCGAGGUCGGCAUCAGCACUAAUAAAAUUCACUCGCGCGGCCCCGUGGGCUUGGAAGGCCUGAUGAUUUACAAGUACCAGAUUCGUGGGCAGGGUCACGUCACCGCCGUAUACGGCGAGGGCGAGGGCAAGAAGAGGUUUAAGCACGAGAAGCUUGCAUUAUAGACUAGUUGGGAUGGCGGCGUUUGGUUAAGCAUGGAGUAUGCGAAUGAAAAAAAAGCGGCUGGAGGGUUGGCUUGUGUGUCUACAUGAGAACGUGGAACAAGGGAGAUUCGCAACCUGUUGGGCGAUUAUACCUUCAUACUUCAGUACUUCCUAGGUGCCCGUUACUUACCCUAAAUAUUACGCCCCCAUUCGCGUUAAUAGGUGCACGACAUUACAAUUACUACGGUGGUCGCCUACCUAUAGCUCUGGGCAACAUGAGUCUUAAGAUAGAACUUUCAGUUUUCACGCCUACCCCUUUUCGUACGCACCAGGGUAGAGGCAAUGCUGGAG